Molecule: messenger RNA, 1170 nt
Organism: Aspergillus aculeatus ATCC 16872
Lineage: Eukaryota; Fungi; Ascomycota; Eurotiomycetes; Eurotiales; Aspergillaceae
Exons: 4
Coding region: 1-1170 (389 amino acids)
Source: RefSeq, a predicted model, not a curated record
AUGGCGACACAAGCUCUCAUCUGUGAGAAACAGUAUUCUUCAUGGAACUUGAACGCUUGCGUAAUUUCUCAGAAGCACCAAAAUCAAUUAAUUCUAACCCUCAUCCAAGGCCAACCCGCGCAGCACAGACCCCUACCCCGGCACCACGACCCCCCUCACCCGCAGACCAACAGCCCCUUCUUCCCGCGGCUCCCUGCGGAAGUCCGCCUGCAGAUCUACGGCUGGCUUCUCGGCCACCGCUCGCUGCACUACUUCAACUGGUGGGACGAAUCCGCGCAGCGAUGGCGGACCUUCCAGCACGGCUGCACCUGCUUCCUGAAUACGAUUCUCGACGGCUCGUGCAUGUAUCGCCGCAACCCCGCGGACCUUGAGACCUGGCACGCCUCGGUGGAAGCCUUCGACGCCUGGAUGGAUCUCGCGCUGAUGCGCACGUGCCGGCAGGCCUUCACCGAGGCCCUGCCGCAAUCGCUUGCUCGCGCCGAUUACACGCGCGUCUGGCGGGCGCUGGCGGCCACGUUCCCGCACCUACGGGAGCUGCGGAUCGGCAUCUACCCGCGCUUCGGGGAGGAUGAGGGCUUUGACGAGGCGGGGAGGAGAUUGCCGUCUGCGCGGAUUCAUCGGAAGCAGCAGCUGCGGCGGCGACAACAGACCCGGUCGGAUAGUCGGCAGUUCGUCGACGACGAAGACCUCCCCGAGUUUCAAGACGCGUGGCUGGAAGGCAUGGAGUGGGCAGUCGAUCGUCUAUCUGACUUGAUGGUCUUCCAGAUCGCGCUGCACAUGGACAUCUAUCACCAUCUGCGGGCGCGGGUGAAGCUCUUCCUGGCCGCCCGGCAACGACAGCGCCAGCAGCAGCAGCAGCAUGGGGGGUCAUCCCCGAUUCAGUACAGAAUGUGGAAGGCUCCGGAUGACCGAAUUCUCUCUACCAGAGGCGAUACGCGACCGUUGUCGGCGGGUAGCUCCGUGCAAGGCCUUGACCUCCGGCCUAACUUUUGGGUGGGAGGCAAGGGGAAGUGGAUGAGGCAGGUUGGUGGCAAGAUGACAUUCCCUCCGGACCGGAGCGAACCUACUGUGUCUGAAAGCUUGAUUGUUGAACGCUCUGUGGAGUGGGUGGAAAGAUUAUCGAAAAAAGUUCCAAUCGCCAAUUUGGACUUGUUAGCGUUGUCCUACUAA